GCGGCGGCGGCCCGGGAGCGGCGGCGGGAGCAGCUGCGGCGCUGGGAGGAGGCGGCGGCGGCGGCCCCGGCCCCGCGGGAGGAGCGGCCGGGCCCGGCCCGGGUGCGCUUCGAGCGGCAGGCCGAGUUCCGCGCCGUCUGCGCAGGCGCAGAGCUGGCCGAGGCGCGCGCCAUGGUGAUGGCGCCCGAGGGCGGGGGGCGCGCGCUGCUGGGCGGGGCCAACGCGGACGGGAUCAGCGCGCUGCACCAGGCCUGCAUCGACGAGAACAUGGAGGUGGUGCAGUUCCUGGUGGAGAGCGGCGCCGACGUCAACCAGGCCGACAACGAGGGCUGGACCCCGCUGCACGUGGCUGCCGCCUGCGGCUGCCGGCACAUCGCCCAGUACCUGCUGGAGCACGGUGCUGACGCCGCUGCCGUCACCAGUGACCUGGAGCUGCCGCUGGAGGUGGCCGAGGACGAGGCCCUGGAGGAGCUGCUGAGGGCGGAGCUGCAGCGCAGGGGUGUGGACGUCACGGCGGCCAAGCGCGCGGAGGAGGAGCGGAUGCUGCGGGACACGCGGCUCUGGCUGGACUCGGGGCAGCUCCGGGACUGUCCCCACCCGGCCACCGGGGCCAGCGCCCUGCACGUGGCGGCGGCCAAGGGCUACAUCGAGGUCAUGAGGCUGCUGCUGGCCGCGGGCUACGACCCCGACGUGCGGGACAAGGACGGCUGGACCCCGCUGCACGCGGCCGCGCACUGGGGCGUGGAGGAGGCGUGUCGGCUGCUGUGCGAGCACCUGUGCGACAUGAGCCCCCAGAACAACGUGGGGCAGCGUCCCUGUGACCUGGCGGACGAGGAGACCCUGCCCCUGCUGGAGGAGCUGCAGCGGCGCCAGCACCACCUCCGCAGCCAGAAGGACCCGGGGGCCCCUCCCCCACCCCCGGCACCGGAACCUUCCGGAGCCCCCCCGGCCGUGGGGGGGGGCAGGCACCGACG
Pseudopodoces humilis (Tibetan ground-tit) is the source of this 974-nucleotide messenger RNA. The record is from RefSeq and is a predicted model, not a curated record. Lineage: Eukaryota; Metazoa; Chordata; Aves; Passeriformes; Paridae.